This is a messenger RNA of Saprolegnia diclina VS20, 1844 nucleotides long. RefSeq lists its product as hypothetical. Gene Ontology annotation, cellular component: membrane. The record is from RefSeq and is a predicted model, not a curated record. Gene Ontology annotation, biological process: transmembrane transport. Lineage: Eukaryota; Oomycota; Saprolegniomycetes; Saprolegniales; Saprolegniaceae. Bases 6 to 1742 code for a protein of 578 amino acids. The transcript has a single exon.
CCACCAUGCUGGCCUCGAUCAAAGGCGCGACAGGCCAAGUGAUCAAGGUCCACCCGCAGCCAACGACAGGCCAAGUGAUCAAGGUCCAAUCGCCGCCGACGGCCGAGCAAGCCCACCCCGAGGCCCCCAACGCCAUCACGUGCAAGGUCAACGACGUGGCGGUGGCCGAAGUCGCACCGCGCGACUGCGCAACUGCCUUGCAUGUCUGCUGUCACGGCCUUGUGAGCGUCAUGGCCGGGCAGUACUAUGGGUGGAACGCCGCCUUGGCGACGGGCUUUGUGCCCUAUGUCGCGUCGCAGCUCGUCAUGAGUGUCACGUACGUCAUCUACAUGUCGUGCGCGGCUGAAAUAUGCGGCAAAAUCGCCUUCUCGGGCGGCACGUACGGCUUGUCGCGGGUCACCUUGGGGUACUAUUGCGGCUACAUGGUCGGGUUCCUUGAGCUCCUCGAGUACACAGCGUCAACCGCCGUCUCGGUCCUCUUUAUUGGCGAGCUUUUCACGAGCGACCUCGGCUGGGACAAGCGCUUCGAGCCGUUGAUCUGGCUCGCUUGCUAUGCAUCGUUCGUGGCAUUUUACUCGCUUCCGGGACGCAUCAUGUGGAACGCUUCGAUAGGCUUUGCACUGCUGUGCUAUGCCCCGGCCGUGCUCUACAUUUUUGGGAGCCUCAAAUUCGCCAACCUCCGUCAAUUUGGCUAUUUGUUGGACCCGGUCGACAACACGACGCAUGUCUGGGCCUCGGGAGAUAUCUCAAGUGCAUAUUUUGCAUGGCUGCCGUACACAACAUGGGCAUUUGCCGGCAUCGAGUGUCUCUCGCUCGUGACCGAUAUGACGGUGCAGCCAAAGACGACGAUUCCGCGCGGUAUCCUUGGCGCCGUCGCCCUCCUCUUUCUCUCAAACGUCGGCAUGGUGUGCCUUGUGCCAUCGCUGCCCCCAGGAAUUGCGGCCGCGACGACGGUCAUGUAUCCGCUCAACAACGGUCUCGCGAUGGCGUACGGCAUUUCUGAAGGCGUUGGCACGUGGCUGCUCUUGCCCGCGCACAUGGGCAUGGCUGCUGGGUUUGUCUUGCCAUGUGGGCGAUUGAUUCAAGCGCUGGCCGACUCGACGCUGCUACCGCCAUGGCUCGGGCUCAAGAAUUUGGGGCACCGCGGACUGACGCGCGCCAUGAUCCUCUCGUGUGGCUUUGGCUACGUUCUCUGCAUUUUGAGCUACUUUAGCCAGGACUUUUGCAGCGCACUCCAAAAUAUGUUUCUUCUCGUUGGCUCGUUGUGCUAUGGCGCCCAGCUGCUCGGGUUCAUCUUGCUACGGACAACGUACAAGGCCGAAAGCAACGGGUUCAAAGCCCCGUUUGGCUUGACCGGCGCCGUCUUUGCCAUGGUCGUUUACAGUCUGCUAGCAAUCUCGAUCAUUGGUGGGUUUCAAAAUGAUCAUGGCACGGCGGGGCUCGCCGCGCUCGGGUACUGCCUCUUGCUGACGGGGUACUACUACUAUGCGUGCAAGGACCGGCAGACCAUCUCGAAAGACGAAUAUGCCUCGAUUUUCCGCUUUACCAUCAUUAAAUUCAACAAUCUCAAACGAAAAGCCGCGCGACGCGUCCAGCGCAAGCCCCGUUUCUGGCACAAAGUCGUGUCAAUGCUACGGUCGUCGACGCUCCUCUCGACCAAUCGCGUGAGCUACAUCAACGUUGGCGUGCGCCAAGGGAGCGCACCACGUCGCCCGGCACCGCCCUACCCCGCAACACGAUAGUCCGAUACCUCAGGUUGCGUAUUUGUGUAGUAUCUUUGUAUAGCACCACAAUGAGAUCUCUAUUAGACUCACUUUAACAAUAAGAUCUCUAUCGUAUAUGCA